GCUGCAUGCCUUUUGAAAACUCCAACUGCUGUCCCGUGGAAGCGAGAAGCCUGAUGGAAAAGCCCAUCUUAGCUGUACCCAGAACACCCAGGUCUGAGUGACUCUCCCUCCUGGAGUCUGACAAUUCCCCGUCAUCAGAAAAGAAACUGCUGCAGACAUAUCAGAAUGUCUUCUCUCCCUCCUAACCCCUCAGCUGGGCUUUCUCCUAUCAUGCUCUAAUCUGCCUCAACGCUGGCUCCUAACAGAAAGUGAGACAGAAGCCUCUAGGUAAAGACCGAAAUUGGCCUUGGAAGGUGGUAACUGGGCUUCCCCACCUUGUCUGUCUCUUGUGGAUUGCUGACCUGGUCCGGCCUGGCUUCCCUGCACUCCUCUCGACCCCAGCUAGUCUUUGCAAGAUCCCUGAUUGGCCACCGGCUCUACUUUCCGCUCUCACCCACAUCCCCUAGCUGAGGCAGGCUGCCCUGGCCCUGAUUGCUCUCCUGCUGUCCAUACUUCUGGGGUGACAUGGAGCUGGGUCCUUUCCCGAACGUCACUGCCAAUGUCACCUUGGAAGGGCCAGGGGACAACAACGGCAGGUUUAUCACUUUCUUCCUGGGCUGCGUCCUGGCCCUGAUGUGUCUGGUGGGCACCAUCGGCAACAUCUACACCUUGGUGGUCAUAAAUUCUUCCAUGAAGCUGGGAGGCUCCAUGUACAUUUACAUCGUUAACCUGGCCCUGGCGGACCUCCUGUAUCUGUCCACGAUACCGUUUGUGGUCUGUACCUACUUUGCCAGGGAUUGGUAUUUUGGGGACAUCGGGUGUAGGACCCUGUUCAGCCUAGACUUCCUCACCAUGCACGCCAGUAUAUUCAUCCUCACUGUCAUGAGCACUGAGAGAUACCUGGCUGUGGUGAAGCCCUUAGACACCAUCAGCCGAUCUCGGAACUACCGAAGAAUGGUCACUGGCAUCGUGUGGCUGGUGUCCUUCCUCCUGGCUCUGCCCACGAUGAUCCUCAUAGACCUUCGCACAAGCCAUCGGGAUGGAGUGACCAAGCACAUGUGCCAUCCUACUUGGCAGCUGGGGGCCUACAAGGUCUACCUCACCAUUCUCUUCCACACCUGCAUCCUGGCCCCGGGACUGGCCAUCUGCUACCUGUAUGGCCGGCUGGCCAGGACCUACUGGCAGUCCCAGACCGCUGUCGUCUUCACCGCUGAGAGGACCAAGAGGUAUCCCCGGGAAAAGGUCCUUUACAUGAUCUUCAGCAUCGUCCUCACCUACUGGAUCUGCUUCAUCCCCUUUUGGCUGUGGCAGCUACUGGGCAUCUACGACCAGCAGCCAGGGAGUAGGACUGGCAACACCGGAGUCUAUGUCAACUUCAUCGUCACUUGCCUGGCCUAUGGAAACAGCUGUAUCAACCCCUUCCUCUAUACUCUGCUCUCUAAUAACUACAAGGAAUAUCUCCAGAGCCAACAGAAGAGUGACAUCUGCUUGUCCAAACUCAGAAGCAAGAGGUCUCAGCUGUCUGCGAGCCUCGGACAAACAGAGACCACGGCUAUCGUCCAGAUCAGCGGAACACUCUGCCAGGCCAGCUCUGUGUGA
Molecule: messenger RNA, 1578 nt
Organism: Antechinus flavipes (yellow-footed antechinus)
Lineage: Eukaryota; Metazoa; Chordata; Mammalia; Dasyuromorphia; Dasyuridae
Gene: UTS2R
Product: urotensin 2 receptor
Exons: 1
Coding region: 505-1578 (357 amino acids)
Biological process (GO): regulation of blood pressure; neuropeptide signaling pathway; blood vessel diameter maintenance
Cellular component (GO): membrane
Molecular function (GO): urotensin II receptor activity
Source: RefSeq, a predicted model, not a curated record